Molecule: messenger RNA, 7168 nt
Organism: Engraulis encrasicolus (European anchovy)
Lineage: Eukaryota; Metazoa; Chordata; Actinopteri; Clupeiformes; Engraulidae
Gene: col11a1a
Product: collagen, type XI, alpha 1a
Exons: 67
Coding region: 287-5737 (1816 amino acids)
Biological process (GO): extracellular matrix organization
Cellular component (GO): collagen type XI trimer
Molecular function (GO): extracellular matrix structural constituent conferring tensile strength
Source: RefSeq, a predicted model, not a curated record
CUUUAGUCGUGGGUCUGGUUUGUGGUGCUUGCCCAGCCCCUUGACGGUGUGACUCCUUGGGUAUCGAAUGCUCAGUGCAUUUUGAUUAAAGCCCAAAUACCUUCAGUCUGAAGGCUGGGCUCAGGAAAGGAAGAUCGGAGGGGCCUGGACUGGCAGUGCGAAGAAACAAAAUACCCCUCACUUAUGGCUGUGUAGAACUCAUCCGUUACGUUUGGGAUUGUGGAAGGGACAUCAUUUAAAAUAACCUGAGGUCGCCCAGUUUUGUUCACAUUUGUGGGCGCCGACCAUGGAGAUGCAAAAGUGGUCCACAAGGUGGAAAACGAAAAGGUGGCUUAUGGAUUCCCCUGUAACAGCAUUCAUCACUUUAACACUCCUUCUGCACGCUGCAAAUGUCAGAGCAGCUGAGCCAGUGGACGUGCUGAAGCUAUUAGAUUUUCAAAAUGCCCCCGAAGGAGUAAGGAAAACAACAGGAUUUUGCACAAACCGACGAGCCUCGCAGCCAGACACAGCCUUCAGAGUUGGAAAACAGGCCCAGAUCAGCGCACCCACCAAGCAGCUCUUCCCAGGAGGCGCCUUCCCCGAGGACUUCUCCAUCCUUGCCACCGUCAAGGCCAAGGCUGGCAUCCAGGCCUUCCUGCUGUCCAUCUACAACGAGCAGGGCGUACAGCAGCUGGGCGUGGAGCUGGGUCGCUCCCCUCUCUUCCUGUACGAGGACCAGCACGGCAAGCCCGCCCCCGAAGACUACCCCCUCUUCCGCACCCUCAACCUGGCUGAUGGGAAGUGGCACCGCAUUGCCAUCAGUGUGGAGAAGAAGACUGUGACCAUCAUUGUGGACUGCAAGAAGAAGGUCACCAAGCCCCUGCCCAGGAGCAAUGGCGCCGUGGUCAACACCAAUGGUAUUACCGUCUUCGGAACCAGGAUCCUGGAUGAGGAAGUGUUCGAGGGUGACAUCCAGCAGCUGUUGAUUGUGGCUGAUCCCAAGGCUGCCUAUGACUACUGUGAACACUACAGCCCAGACUGUGACACCCCCCACCGCGAUACCCCACAGGCUCAGCAGCCCGAGGAUGAGUACACUACUGGCUCAGAUUAUGGCGAGUUGUAUGAUUACUAUGAUGGAGAAACAGCAAAAGAGAAUGAGGAGUACUCUGAGACUCAGCUAAACAAUGUAGAUGGCGAGUACUAUACUGACUACGGAACAGUAGAUGCUACUCAAACUCAGUCUCCCAUUGCCACAACCGGAGCCAACGAGGCUGUGGAAGAGGAAGUUGUUGUGGAAGAGGAAGUUGUUGAGGAAUAUGUCCCCGAAACGGCCGAAGCCGGUCCCGAGCCGACCUAUGCCACGGAAAUCGCCCAGGCCACCGACGUGCCGGCAGCGGUCCCCGAGGGAAACGCGUAUGACUUUAAGGAGUACGAUCUUAAGGAGUAUGACGCUAAUGAGCUUGGCGGGAGUCACUAUGACUAUGGGGCGUACGAUGAUCUGGGUAACGCGGGGCCUGCCCCGACCGCCAUGGCUUAUGAUGACGAGAUCGGCAAGGGCAAGCCGGCCGAAACCGACGUCUACGAAGCCACCGUCGGCGGAGAGGCUGGCUACCUGGGACAGAAGGGAGAGAAGGGAGAGCCCGCCGUCAUCGAGCCCGGUAUGCUCAUCGAGGGACCUCCUGGGCCUCCUGGUCCUUCCGGUCUUCCAGGCCCACCUGGUCUUCAAGGUCCUCCCGGCACUGCUGGAGAUCCUGGUGAGAGGGGCCCUGCUGGCCGCGCUGGUCUUCCGGGAGCUGACGGUUUGCCAGGCCCCCCUGGUACCAUGCUGAUGCUUCCAUUCCGCUUCGGAGGUGAUAGCCAGAAGGGACCCGUGGUGUCCGCUCAGGAGGCCCAGGCUCAGGCCAUCCUCUCCCAGGCUCGGCUCGCCAUGAAAGGUCCUCCAGGUCCCAUGGGAUUGACUGGACGUUCUGGCCCCGUGGGUCUUCCAGGAUCCACUGGACUGAAGGGAGAGUCUGGAGACCCAGGUCCUCAGGGUCCACGUGGUAUCCAAGGCCCAUCUGGUCCACCGGGAAAAGCUGGCAAGAGGGGUCGUGCCGGAGCUGAUGGCGCCCGUGGUAUGCCAGGAGAGUCAGGAUCCAAGGGUGACCGGGGCUUCGAUGGACUUCCUGGGCUUCCCGGAGAGAAGGGCCACAGGGGAGAGGUUGGGCCUCUUGGACCUCCCGGAGCUCCUGGGGAGGACGGCCAGAGGGGAGAGGAUGGAGAGAUCGGACCAAGGGGGUUGGCUGGCGAGGCCGGCCCAAGAGGUCUUCUUGGACCAAGAGGGUCACCUGGACCUCCUGGACAGCCUGGUGUUGCUGGAGUCGAUGGCCCACAAGGUUCCAAAGGAAACAUGGGACCUCAAGGAGAGCCAGGACCUCCCGGGCAGCAGGGCAUUCCUGGGCCCCAGGGUCUUCCAGGACCUCAGGGCCCCAUCGGACCUCCUGGUGAAAAAGGACCUCAAGGUCGUUCUGGCCUGCCUGGCUUGCCUGGCUCCGACGGACCCCCAGGUCACCCUGGCAAGGAGGGUCCUCCUGGAGAGAAGGGAGCUCUGGGUCAGCUCGGUCCUCAAGGUCCUAUUGGCUAUCCUGGCCCCCGUGGUGUUAAGGGAGCAGAUGGUGUGCGUGGAUUGAAGGGAGGCAAGGGUGAGAAGGGAGAAGAUGGUUUCCCUGGCUUCAAGGGAGACAUGGGUCUCAAGGGUGACCGGGGAGAGUUGGGCGUGCUCGGACCCAGAGGAGAGGACGGGCCUGAGGGUCCUAAGGGUCGAUCGGGUCCCAACGGUGAGCCCGGUCCUGUUGGUCCUGCUGGGGAGAAGGGCAAACUGGGUGUUCCAGGACUGCCAGGCUACCCAGGAAGACAAGGCCCUAAGGGUUCUACUGGAUUCCCAGGAUUCCCUGGGGCCAAUGGAGAGAAGGGAGCCAGGGGUGUGGCAGGCAAACCAGGUCCAAGGGGGCAACGAGGUCCAACGGGUCCACGUGGUGCUCGGGGUGCAAGAGGUCCUACUGGAAAGCCAGGGCCAAAGGGCACAGCGGGCAAUGAUGGUCCACCAGGCCCGCCUGGCGAGAGAGGACCUCAAGGACCCCAGGGCCCCGUGGGUUUCGCAGGACCGAAGGGCCCCCCUGGACCACCUGGAAAGGACGGGUUGCCUGGUCACCCUGGCCAGCGUGGUGAGACGGGUUUCCAAGGGAAGACCGGACCACCAGGACCUGCCGGAGUUGUUGGCCCACAGGGACCCACUGGUGAGACUGGCCCCAUCGGGGAGAGAGGACAUCCUGGACCCCCUGGCCCUCCUGGAGAGCAGGGACUUCCUGGUGCUGCUGGCAAAGAGGGCGCUAAGGGAGACCCCGGUCCCGCGGGAGCUUCCGGAAAAGAUGGCCCCCCUGGGUUGAGAGGCUUUCCCGGAGAGAGAGGACUCCCAGGAGCCGCCGGUCCAGCUGGCUUGAAGGGAGGCGAGGGUCCGCAGGGUCCACCCGGUCCAGUUGGCUCCCCUGGUGAGAGAGGAGCUGCUGGAACCGCCGGUCCCAUCGGUCUGCCCGGACGCAACGGCCCCCAGGGACCCCCAGGACCCGCUGGAGAGAAGGGUGCACCCGGCGAGAAAGGACCACUAGGCCCAUCUGGUCGCGAUGGUGUCCAGGGCCCCGUCGGUCUUCCAGGCCCCGCUGGACCCCAGGGACCCCCCGGAGAGGACGGAGACAAGGGAGAGGUUGGCGAGCCUGGUCAGAAGGGAAGCAAGGGAGACAAAGGAGAGCACGGUCCUCCCGGUCCAGCUGGUCUUCAGGGCCCAAUUGGCGCUCCCGGACCUGCCGGAGGCGAUGGAGAGCCUGGCCCCAGAGGACAACAGGGAAUGUUCGGUCAGAAGGGAGAUGAAGGGUCCCGAGGAUUCCCCGGACCUCCAGGUCCCAUUGGUCUGCAGGGUCUUCCUGGACCACCAGGCGAGAAGGGAGAGAACGGUGACGUCGGCCCCAUGGGUCCUCCUGGUCCCCCCGGUCCCAGAGGUCCUCAGGGUCCAAGCGGUGCUGAUGGUGCUCAAGGUCCUCCUGGUGGUGUUGGUGGCAUGGGACCUGUGGGAGAGAAGGGAGAGCAAGGAGAGGCAGGCAAUCCUGGACCCGCUGGAGAGCCCGGAACUGGAGGUCCUAAAGGUGAGAGGGGAGAGAAGGGCGAGGCUGGACCAUCAGGUGCUGCCGGACCUCCAGGCCCCAAGGGACCACCCGGAGAUGACGGACCCAAGGGUAACCCUGGACCUGUUGGCUUCCCUGGAGACCCCGGUCCUCCUGGUGAGCCUGGUGUUGCUGGUACAGAUGGCGGCCCUGGAGAGAAGGGAGAGGAUGGUGAAGCCGGUCAAGCUGGUCCCCCUGGUCCUUCCGGAGAAUCUGGCCCACCCGGACCACCUGGAAAGAGAGGACCUCCCGGAGCUGCAGGAGCAGAGGGCAGACAAGGAGAGAAGGGCGCCAAGGGUGAGGCAGGAGCUGAGGGCCCACCAGGUAAGACCGGCCCCGUCGGACCCCAGGGACCAUCUGGAAAGCCCGGACCUGAAGGACUCAGAGGAAUCCCUGGACCAGUGGGUGAACAAGGACUUCCUGGAUCCAACGGACAAGACGGCCCACCUGGACCCAUGGGACCUCCUGGUCUUCCUGGUCUGAAAGGAGAUCCCGGCUCCAAGGGAGAGAAGGGUCACCCAGGUCUUAUUGGUCUGAUCGGGCCUCCUGGUGAGCAGGGAGAGAAGGGAGACAGAGGUCUGCCUGGUCCUCAGGGUACGCCUGGAUCCAAGGGAGACUCCGGUAUCGGUGGCUCUGCUGGUCCCCUGGGUCCUCCUGGACCUCCUGGUCUGCCUGGUCCUCAAGGUCCUAAGGGUUCAAAGGGAUCAGGCGGCCCAGCUGGUCAGAAGGGAGACACUGGUAACAUCGGACCCCCUGGACCUCCUGGACCCCCGGGCGAGGUCAUCCAGCCCCUGCCCAUCCGCUCCCCCAAGAACAAGCGCUCAGCGGACUACCAGGGAGACGAGCCCAUGAUGGACUACGGCGAGGGCAUGGAGGACAUCUUCGGAUCCCUCAACAACCUCAAGCAGGACAUCGAGCGCAUGAAGUACCCCAUGGGCACCCAGAACAACCCGGCCAGGACCUGCAAAGACCUGCAGCUCUGCCACCCAGAGUUCCCCGACGGCGAGUACUACAUCGAUCCAAACCAGGGAUGCUCUGGAGACUCCUUCAGAGUCUACUGCAACUUCACGGCGGGAGGCGAGACCUGCAUCUACCCUGAUAAGAAAUCCAAUGGAGUUAGGAUAUCUUCCUGGCCCAAGGAGGUGCCUGGAUCUUGGUACAGCGAAUUCAAGCGUGGUAAAAUCCUGUCGUACGUGGACGCGGAGGGCAGCACGAUAAACCAGGUGCAGAUGACGUUCCUGAAACUACUGACGGCCUCGGCCAGGCAAAACUUCACCUACAGCUGCCACCAGUCGGUGGCCUGGCACGACGCCACGGUCGACAGCUAUGACAAGGCGCUGCGGUUCCUGGGCUCCAACGACGAGGAGAUGUCCUACGACAACAACCCAUACAUCCAGGUCCUCACCGACGGAUGCGCGGAGAGGAAGGGCUAUGGAAAGACUGUGAUGGAGAUUAAUACUCCUAAAAUUGAUCAAGUGCCAAUCGUCGACGUGAUGUUCAAUGACUUUGGGGAUCCCAGUCAGAAGUUUGGAUUCGAAGUGGGACCUGUCUGCUUCCUUGGCUAAAGUCCAAAUUAUAAACACAAAAACAAAAAACAAAAAGGAACAUCAAAAUUUGGCAGGGAAGGAAGGAUGGGUCAGCACUCAAGAGUAAAGACUCUUAUUUUGGUACCACCAAAUAAUCCAUCUCCAACGUCACCACGAUCACCACCACCACCACCACCACCAACCUACCAACCACCAUCCAAAUCCUUCGCCCUCCCCACACCCACUUCAUGCCACAUGCAAAAAAAUUUGAAUAAAGUGAAAAAAAAAGAAAUGGUAUAGCCAACGUGUCUUGCCAUAUGUGUAUGUAUUAUCCAGGAAAAUACUUGUUGCCCUUGUAGGGCUAGAAUCACAUGACUUAAGCCUGUUCAUGGAGCCAAAGGUGAAGGACAUCUGAAGAAGGGGCGUGGCAGAGAGUGGUGAGCGGGAACUACACAUUGGAGGUCAGAGGUCAAUGAGGAGGGCCCUCCACGGGCCCCAUUCUCCUGGUGCUGUACUAAAAAACAUAAAAAAGAAAAAGAACAAAAAAAAAAGAAGAAAAACAAGUGGUGCUUGAUCAAGAACAUAAAAUAUAUAUGUUAUGAGGUGCUAAGAGAAAGAAGAAGGUGUAUUUUGAUAAAACUGUAAUUAUUAUUUUGUACAUUACUGUUAUUUCUGAAUCCACUUUCAAACUUGCAUGUCUAUCAGAAUUGCAUCAGGCUCUUUGAUUUCAACGUGAACAGCAAGACAAAAAAAGACAACCAUGGCAACAGCAUUUAUAACUUAAGUAAAAAAAAAAAAUAAAGAAAUGAAAUAAUUAUGAUAUUUUGUCGAUGAAUACUGUGUACCUAUUAUGAAGCCAAUAAAAAAUGAGCAUUCAAACAAUUCCCUAUUUCUAAUUAUAACAUAUGCCCUUUGUAUAUAUUGACCACCCCCACAAGUUCUGGGUCACAAGUGGUUUGGCCAGCGGGACCAUUUCGAGCAUGACUGGAAGACUCACCAGCACUUGCCAAACAACAUGCUUCACUAAAUGUUGUUUCCAGUGCUUGAUUUAAGCAAUAAUGGCAUUCAGUUUCACUUAUUUAAGAUUAUUUGAUUUUUUUAUUUUAUUUUAUUUUCGAGUUUUUUUUUUUUUUAGUUAAUUAUUUUUUGUCAGAACUUUUUUCCACUUCAUAUUUUGCUCUGUUGUUUUUGGUCGUAUACCUCAAACUUUCUUGAUAACCAUUAAAGAUGCCAGGAUGGUAUGCCCUGUAUAUACCUUGGUUACACAAUUAAGUUUAUAUAUUUUGGGUGGGGAUUUUUUUAAUGAAAAAAAAGAAAUACGUAUCUGUUAGGCCUCUUCUGUUCAGAUUCCGUCUGUGAAUGCAUUGAUAAGCCCUUUUUCAGUGACCCAUUUUUGUAACUAAAAUGAGAAAAUGUUUUCAUGUGCUUUUUAUGGUUCAUUUAAAUAUUAAAAACUGGAUUCCAAAACAA